CUUCCACACCCUCAGUUCCCCUCUCCUGAAAACGCUCUGUGUCUGCGUCUCCCUCAGACCCUCUGAAGUCAGGCCGAGAGGAAGGAUGGACUUGGUGAUUCUGCUGCUCUCUGUGUGGGCUCUGUCCAGCCCUGUGUCUGCCCAGGUCCCAGCUGCAGCGUCUGAUCUCUGUCCUGAUAGGCUCCUGGGUAAUGAGAGGAUAAGGACGUGUCCAAAACCGUGCACUCAGGACAAAGACUGUGGCAACAAGCGCCAGUGUCUCUGUGAUGGCCAGUGUGGCCUCAGCUGCGUAGCCCCAGGUCGUUCUUGUCCCUGGCCUCUGCCCCUUGGUGAACAUUUGGAGGCCCGCCUCCUCUCUCCCACCCCCUCCUUCUCCGCUCUCCUGGAGGUGCGCUGUGACCCUGGAUUCACUCUGCCCAACGGCCUGGACGUAGCCAUCCGUCGUUGCCAAGGAGACCGGCAAUGGAGCGGGGACGAGCCGAUCUGCACAGUCCCUACAGACUCCGCAGCAGAUCCCACCCCCACCCAGAUGUUCUGCCCACGGCCAGAGGACGACAUCUUACACACCAAUGGAACUGGAACUUUGGGAGACACCGUUCAGUACAGCUGUCUGUUUGGAUACACACUGGUAGGAAGCAGAGAGAAUCUCUGUCAACACGAUCAGACGUGGCAGCACCCUCACCCCAUCUGUCAGAAGAGCUUCUGUCCGCCCCCCAAGGAGGUGGAGAACGGCUAUGUGGUGGCCGUUCAGAAGACAGAGUAUGAGGCGGGCUUUGAGACCCACUUCCUCUGCAAAAAGAACUUCCUAUUGGACGGGCCCAACCAGAUCUUCUGUCUGUCAAACGGCAGCUGGAGUGGCCCCCCCCCGUUCUGCAGAGCUCGCUGUCUGAUCCCUGCCGAGCGGAGCCGGAUCGUGAUUGGUGGAGUGAAGCGCUGGCCUUAUGAUGUCACAGACGCCAUGGUUCCACACGGGGAGAAGGUGACGUUCUUCUGUAAGCACCCGAGCCAGCAGUGCAGCCUCGCAGCGUCGGAGAGCUGCUUCGACGGGAAGCUCAACCAACCGCACUGCUACCUUGAACCCACCUGGCUCCAGUACAAGCUCUUCCCUCAUCGCCUGGUGUCCGAGAUCGAGGCAUGUGAACCUGGUGACGUGAAAUAAUGACCUUACUUCGACUGUGGAACCUCAAGCUACACAAGGACACCUGCACACACACACACACACCUUGUUCCAUUGCAACAUGACAAGUCAUGCAAACCCUCGCUUUUUUUUCUCUCAGCUUGUUGAACAGUUUUUUAUAUAUUGAUGCUUCAUGUAUUUAUGCAUAUAUAUUGCAUUGGAAUACAUGUAGUUAUAAUCAAAAACGAUGGUAGUUCAAGCGUUUGCUCGUUAUGUUACCAGCGGUAACAUGCGGUUCAUGUGUGACUCUGGGAUCUCUCCCUGUGUAAUUUGUCUAGUUUGUCUUCGAUGUUUUGUCUGUUUUCUAGUAAGGUACUCCUUCCUCCUUCUCCGUUCCUUGUCUGAUGUUGUUGACGCCUUAAGCCUGGAGGCUUUUAAGUUUGAGACAGUUUUGAAAUAAAACAAAAUGUCAAAUGA
Molecule: messenger RNA, 1594 nt
Organism: Osmerus eperlanus (European smelt)
Lineage: Eukaryota; Metazoa; Chordata; Actinopteri; Osmeriformes; Osmeridae
Gene: ntd5
Product: ntl-dependent gene 5
Exons: 8
Coding region: 86-1159 (357 amino acids)
Cellular component (GO): extracellular region
Molecular function (GO): peptidase inhibitor activity
Source: RefSeq, a predicted model, not a curated record